Messenger RNA from Limanda limanda (common dab), 1806 nucleotides. Its product is annotated as gastrula zinc finger protein XlCGF57.1-like. The transcript has 2 exons. Bases 1 to 1806 code for a protein of 601 amino acids. NCBI's taxonomy places the organism in Eukaryota, Metazoa, Chordata, Actinopteri, Pleuronectiformes, Pleuronectidae. Gene Ontology annotation, biological process: regulation of cytokine production; negative regulation of transcription by RNA polymerase II; regulation of immune system process. The record is from RefSeq and is a predicted model, not a curated record.
AUGGCGUCUCCUGGUGCUGUGUCUCUGCUGGGCUUCAAGCGGCUGUCUGUUUACCUGUGGGACUGCAUGAAGGCUCCAGCAGACCUGAGAUCAGCUGCACAGCAGAGUUCCCCCGGCACCGAGGUUGAGUUGGAAGAGGACGACAAGAAGCUGAAGGCCGACACCAAGAUAAACCUCAUGAAGUUGGAGUCUAAUCAGCAGCUACAGAGGCGCCGGUCAGAGAUCAAUUUAUACAAAGAAGAGGCAGCGUGUGACGACAGAGACUCAAACUCAGAGGGAACUAAUCCUGGAGAAAUCGACCAACUCCAGCUGAAUCACACAAUGCUUCAGGAAGAUGGCGGCUCAGACGUACAGAACCAUAAACUAUCUGAGUCGCAGAAAUCAUCUGAGCUGAGCGAUGUAGAGACUCGUCAGGAGGAAGCCGGCUGCUCAGAUCAGAGAGAUGUCUCCACAGCAGACAUCACCACACCAGAGCAACAGGACACUGGAGACGUGGACACUGGCUGUGGAGAGAAGAACCUGCAGGAAAGUGCGUCUGAACCACGGUCGCACCGCUGCAGGGAUUGUGGGGAAUCCUUCGCAGGGAGACGCAACGUCCUCCGACACCAGCGGCAUCACUGCAGCGCGUUGGUCCGAACGCCGCUUCGCUCGGAAGAGUCGCAGCCGGAGACGUUUCCGUGCAGCAGGUGCAGCCGGACGUUUCGGACGAAGCAACACUUGAGGCUUCACGAGAAAGCCCACAAAGAAAACCAGGAGGUAAAAGAUGCUCGGCGAGAGAGGUGUCACAGCUGCUCCCAGUGCAACAGGAGCUUCUACCUGCUGCAGACCCUGCGGCAGCACCUGCUCACCCACAGCGGAGAGAAGUCCUUCAGCUGCACCGUCUGUGGGAAGCAGUUUGGGAGAGAAGGAACUCUGAGGGAGCACCAGCUGAUCCACACCCGGGAGAAGACGUUCACAUGUGAGCAGUGCGGCAAGACGUUCGCCAGGAGAGGAGAUCUCAGAAAGCACAUGGUCAGCCACUCGGACGAGAGGCCGUUCAGCUGCAGCUUCUGCACCAAGAGCUUCAAGCUGGUGUCCAAGCUGAAGCAGCACGAGCGCCUCCACACGGGCGAGAAGCCGUUCCAGUGCUCGCUGUGCGACAAGAGGUUCCGAGUCCACGUGUCGCUGGCGGUGCACCAGCUCACCCACACGGGGGAGAAGCCCUUCAAGUGCACCGUGUGCCCCAAGGCCUUCAGCGACCGGAACAACCUGAGGAAGCACCAGAUGAUUCACUCCGGAGAGAAGCCGUUCAGCUGCUCGCACUGCGGCAAGAGCUGCCGCCUGCUGCAGCACCUGCUCCUCCACCAGCGCAUCCACACGGGCGAGAAACCCUUCACCUGCGACCAGUGCGGGAAAGGAUACGCCCGUCUGUCCACUCUGAAGACACACCAGUCCGUCCACGCCGACAAGCCGCUGCGCUGCUCCCUGUGCGGCCAGGAGUUCAAGGCUCUGCCGGAGCUGACCGACCACGAGUGCAAGGAGACGGCCGAGAAGCCGCACCGCUGCUCGCAGUGCGGCAAGUGCUUCACCCAGGCCGUGAACCUGAAGAAGCACCAGCUGAUCCACUCCGGACAGAAGCCUUUCGACUGCAGAGAGUGCGGGAAGCAGUUCAACCACAGGAGCAACCUCACCAAACACACGCGCAUCCACACGGGAGAGAGGCCGUUCAAGUGUGAGCUCUGUGGGCGGAGCUUCAGGCUCCUGCAGCAUCUCACUAACCACCGAGCAACUCAUGAGAAGAAGCCGACGCCCCAACAGACCUCGUGA